Molecule: messenger RNA, 159 nt
Organism: Monoraphidium neglectum
Lineage: Eukaryota; Viridiplantae; Chlorophyta; Chlorophyceae; Sphaeropleales; Selenastraceae
Exons: 1
Source: RefSeq, a predicted model, not a curated record
CGACGCCGCCCGCCGGACCGGGAGCGCUGCGUGGCGGCGGCCUGGCGCGACUCCGCAGGGGGCGGGCCCCGCGAGGCCAAGACGACCGCUGGGUCCAACCGCCAGCUGGAACAUACUGUGAGGCGCAGGAGCAAGGCUUCUGCGGGGCGCACGCUCUGA